Molecule: messenger RNA, 5468 nt
Organism: Chroicocephalus ridibundus (black-headed gull)
Lineage: Eukaryota; Metazoa; Chordata; Aves; Charadriiformes; Laridae
Gene: PSEN2
Product: presenilin 2
Exons: 11
Coding region: 287-1663 (458 amino acids)
Biological process (GO): amyloid-beta metabolic process; intracellular signal transduction; amyloid precursor protein catabolic process
Cellular component (GO): neuromuscular junction; growth cone; Z disc
Molecular function (GO): aspartic endopeptidase activity, intramembrane cleaving
Source: RefSeq, a predicted model, not a curated record
CACGGGCGGGCCGGGAUCGGGCAAGGGCUCGGUUACCGGCGGGCCGGGGCGGGCUCUGGCUGUCCUCCUGACGGAGAGGGACGGGGCCUGGCCGGCGGCCGGCGUUUGCCUGGGGGCUGGGGCUUGCCGCGCUGCCGGAGCCGUGCGAGGCCGCUGCGCUCCACGCCGGUGCCCGGCACAGAGGCUGAGGAGGUCCGGCAGCCUGGGCUCGUUCCGGUGACAGUUAUAUAUAUCCUUGAGUAGUGCUUAGCUGCGCUCCUCCUGAGUGCUCCCUGGGAAAGCGACGAUGAUCACAUUCAUGAAUAACUCGGACAGCGAGGAAGAGCCCUGCAAUGAGAGAACAUCUCUGAUGUCUGCGGAGAGCCCUCCAGUACCCUCCUACCAGGAUGGCCUGCAAACCGCAGAAGCAGGGGAAGUGCAGGCACAUAGGAAGAGGCGAACAGGUAGCAGCCGUAGCCCUAACAAUAUUGCCGAUGGGGAUAUGUCUGACUCGGGUGUUCCAGUGAGAGAAAGCGCCUUGGAAAAUGAAGAGGAGGAACUGACUCUGAAAUAUGGAGCAAAGCAUGUAAUCAUGCUCUUUGUGCCUGUCACCCUUUGUAUGAUUGUUGUCGUCGCCACCAUAAAGUCAGUGCGCUUCUAUACGGAGAAAAACGGGCAGCUGAUCUACACCCCUUUCAGUGAGGAUACCCCUUCUGUGGGCCAGCGUCUCUUGAACUCAGUGUUGAACACCAUCAUAAUGAUCAGCGUCAUCGUUGUAAUGACCGUGUUCCUAGUUCUGCUCUAUAAAUAUCGCUGCUACAAGUUCAUCCAUGGCUGGCUGAUCCUGUCCUCUUUGAUGCUGCUCUUCCUCUUUACCUACAUAUAUCUCGGUGAAGUAUUGAAGACAUACAACGUGGCCAUGGAUUACCCCACUCUGUUCUUAGUCAUCUGGAAUUUUGGAGCUGUUGGAAUGAUUUGCAUACACUGGAAAGGUCCCUUGCAGCUGCAGCAAGCAUAUCUCAUUAUGAUCAGUGCUCUAAUGGCACUGGUUUUCAUUAAAUAUCUACCUGAGUGGUCAGCAUGGGUGAUUCUAGGUGCAAUCUCCAUCUAUGAUCUGAUGGCUGUUCUCUGUCCCAAGGGGCCACUGAGAAUGCUGGUAGAAACCGCACAGGAGAGAAAUGAGCCCAUUUUUCCUGCAUUAAUAUAUUCCUCUGCUAUGAUGUGGACAGUUGGAAUGGCCAAGCCAGACACAGCAGCAAGAGGAGCAAGUCAGCAGACGUGGGAUGCAGCUGAGGAUGGGGGAGAGAACCACAGGAGCACUUUGCAUGGAGACUCUCAGAUGCCUGAGACAAGGAGUCCUGGUCCAACCCGCCCCAUCACUUCUUUCGAGGAGCUUGAGGAGGAGGAAAGGGGUGUGAAGCUGGGCCUCGGAGACUUCAUAUUUUACAGUGUGCUUGUUGGGAAAGCAGCUGCCACAGCUAGUGGAGACUGGAAUACGACACUGGCCUGCUUUGUAGCCAUUCUCAUAGGUUUAUGCUUAACUCUUUUAUUACUGGCUGUUUUUAAGAAAGCACUGCCUGCUCUUCCCAUCUCCAUCACCUUUGGCUUGGUCUUCUACUUCUCAACAGACAACCUUGUGCGACCUUUCAUGGACACCCUGGCCUCCCAUCAGCUGUAUAUUUAGAAGAAGUGGGAAUUAGAGGAUUCUUUUUAAAGCUUUGCUGUGAAGUAUGGUACACUGUUUGGAAUAAGUCAUGAAGUUUUACACUUAGUGCCAUAUAUUUGUAAGGAAAACACUAACUCUGUGACAUGAUGUGUACUAAAAAUCUAAUAGUUACAUGUUGAACUGAGAUUUUUUACAGGACACUCGGACCCCAGUGAAAAGCCUGGCUCACUGCUGAUGUCAGAGCAUUACUUUUAUGUUAGUUGAUGUGCACACUGGCUGUUGUGAGCACAGAAACCUGUAUGUAGCAUAGGACACCGGAGAGGUGAAGGGUCUGAUCUGUACUUCCAGAAGACAAAGUGUUUGAGCCCUGGAAUUGCAGUCAAGUUUAACUGCACUCUAGAGUUGCUAAUGCUUCACACUUUUGAAGUGUUGUGCAAAUAUGAGGUGCCGGUAAGUCGUACCUGUAAUCAGAAAAGCACAGCAGGCAGCAUGCACGGAACAGAGCAGUGUGUUACACCUGGUGGGGAGCAUUAGAGAAGCGAGGCUGGACUUCAUCAGCUGGCCUCUGUGCACACAACUUCUGUUGAAAUUGCCCCAAAGGCCCAUUUAUUUUGACCUUUGUGAGACACAGUGAGCCACGAUGGAUCUAGACAGGAUGUCAGUGGUGGGACAUUUAAACAUCAAGUGCUUGGUUCUGAGCACAUCUGCCAUUGCAGCUAACAGCUGAAGGCAGGGCUUCCCAUUCUAGCGCAUCAGAUCCUCAGCGUGGGAAACCAUACUUUUUCCUGUCUCCUCCCAGCAUUUUGUCUUUUUUGGAAAUAUUUUUCUGGGUCCAUACUACAAUUUCAAAUUACCGUAUGCUGGAAAUUACUACACAACUCCAGUAAAUCAGUUGACCUGUAACUUGUUGUGUGUAUUUCUGGUCUCAUUUCUGUGCAUUGUUGUAACCACUCCAAAGGAGGAUUUACAUUCCCUUUAUGAAGAGGUCCUCUUACACUGAUUAAGGCUUGGUUUACCUAGUUUUUGGUACUGUUUAAAGAUUAUUUUUUUUAAUUACAAAUUUUAUAAUGGCUAUUUAAUGUCAAAGGGACUCUUUUGGAAAUACCCUGUCAUAGUUUGUAUCAAAAUAAGGUGGUGCAAACUUUAACCUGCUGUUACAUUGCUCUACAUAAUGCAUCAUUAAUACUAGGAAUACAUACAUAGCCUCAAUUGAGUUCAUUUAAAAAAGAAACAACAAAAAAACCACAGUGCUUUUUUGCCUGUAAAAAAUACAGGUCUGACUGAAUCCUACUGGUUUUUCCACUUUUAAAAAUCAUUUUAUUUCUACUCUGAGUCAAUUUUUUAGAAAUAGCCAAGUUCUGUGAUUUUUUUUUCUUUUCAUUUUACUUGAGUGUCUAUUACGCAAACAAGCUCUGUUUUCUUUGACAGCUGAUCAAUGUCAGUGUUUCAAAAUGUAACGUUAUGCAAGGUUUUGUGAAUAAUGCAAUGUCAUUGAGAGAUGCAGAAUUUCAUCUCUGAAAAUACUUUUUAGAUAAGACUUUGAAUUACGCGUUUUUAAGGUAGUGCUUUUCCAAUAGACUUGUUCAACCUAAUCUACUUUGAUAUUUAACAAGGACAUCACAUAGGUGAUUCAAACAAAUUUUUUAAAAGCACAUAAAGGCUUUUAUGAGUUGUGUGUGUCUCAGUUUGGACGAGUUGGUAAUUCUUGCUCUUUCUUUAGUUUUUUGUCCUCAUUUCUUAUGUUUUCAGUGUUUGGACUUAACAGCUGCAGACAGAGUUAAUUAUCACUGAAAGGUAUUUCCUUUAGAAACAUAAAUCAUUAGAGCUCUUGAUUUUUAAGGUUUACGUGAAAGUUGGUUUGUCUAUUUGUUGGUUUGUUUUGUUUGUGGGUUUGGGUUUGGUUUUUGUUGUUGUUAACUAAACCAGUUAUGGGGCCAAAUCAGAAUACAAUCACUUACAAACAUUAUUUUACUUUUUGCAUUGCAUGGUGUAGAGAGGAUGUGAAAUACUCUUAUCUACUAAAAGAAAAAUCCUGCUUGGCUUAACAGGGUUGUAGCAUAUUGUUAGAAACAAUUCAUUUCUAUGAAAGCAGAGUUGAUAUUUGAAGGAAACUGGAGCGGUACCUUCAAAUAUUGAAGGAUCAUUACUGUAACUGGUGGUUUUCUGCAGAUUUGUGCUUGCCAAAGAUUGGCCUUCCACUGAGCAAUUUUGCAUAACUUAUAAAAAUUGUAAUUUAAAACUGAGCAGCAGAUUCUGUCAGUGCAACAAAAUUUAUUGUCCUGGUGAAUGACAGCAUAUUGUGUGGAGUGGUUUUAAUUGUGUAAAAGUUCAUAUGUAUUUACUACAAAUAUAUAUAUACACUGUGUGUGUUUAUGUGUGUAUAUACACACAUACAAGUUUUAAAACUAUAUUGAGUGAUUUCUCAUCUCAUUGGACAUUCUCACCUGUGCAUGAAGUGAAGUUUUGUUUGUGAUGUUGACAUUGUGCAGCAUGGCCUAAGGUGUGAAAAUGGAGACGGCAGGAUUUACUCUACUUCCUAGUUGGCUACCGCAUGAGAUACUGACUCAGUGACCUGGCAACUUGAACGAGCAAAGCAUUUGUCUGUCUACUAUGUUCAUCCACUGUUUUCAACUUGCUGCACGCUCUGCUGAACUGCAGCCUCUUUCACCCUAAAGAAAUCCUAAUACUUCCACUGAUGAGCAUCCCCGAAUAAGCACAGCUGUCAGGUAGGAUGGGGCGACACCUGGCUUGAUGCAGGUGUCACUCAACAGCCUGAAGUCCUAUAGGAGGUACCAUGGGCUGGCAUUUUCUGACAUGAUCUCUGUCACACCCACUCCUCCUCUCUACUCUAAAAUGAGUAUCUCAUUGCAUCUAGUCUCAAAUGUGUCUCUAACACGUAAGACUGAAGCUAAGUCAACGGCAAAUCCAAGCUUUUCACUGGGGGGAGAUAUGCAGCCUCCUUGCAGUAUUUAGUGCCUUCGUUAGAAGCAUGUGCAAUUCAACUGCUUCGUCAUUGUCACCUUCUGGCCACACAGUUGCUGCUUGUGCUUAUUGCUGUUUCUCCUCUUGGCACUUCAUUGUUGCUUUUGGUUUCAGUUGCUUCAGGGUUGUUUUGUUUGAAGUGUCAACUGUGCGUCAAAGACCGGAGAUGCAUUCUGCCCACAGAGAGUGCACAAGAAGCAGCACAGUCAUAAAAAACAUACAAGAAACAGGACACUCCUUGCAGAACCAUGCAGUGCUUCCACAGCAGCUCUCAUCGGAUACUCAAGAUCUCGUUCAUAAAACCUAACUUCAGGUUCUUAAGGGAAGACCCUCAGAAGGGAGUCACUCUGUGCUAGAAAUGUCGUCUCCUGGCUCACAGAGAGAAAAGGACACAUUUGCAAUAUCAGGGUGUCUCAGUAAGAGCUUUAUAAACACUGCUGAAGCUGGGCCAACAUGGUAUAGUAGAUACAGCAAGGUCACAGCACAGGUCUGCCACAGUCAGGAAAAGGAGCAGUGGUCUGCUCUCCCAUACCUUCUUUGCACCAGUUGCUAGUGAAGUUUCCUCCAUGGGGCAACCGGAUGAAGUAAGAUGGACUAUCUCUCUGAGAAAAUGGCACUUGCUGGCACGACUCCAGCGAAGAAUAGCUCGAGGCCUGCUGUCCUUGCAAAAUAAGGUAUUUGGAGGUCUCCCUGCUCCUCCGAAACCAGUAAAUUUCUCUGCUUUGUUCUUGUCUUCCUAGGUACUGCCAGUUAAUCACACAGUGUGCUUGCCUUCCUCUUCCUUGUAACUCAAAUUGCAUUUUGGUUUAAAUUUAAUAUAUAGUUACUUUUCUUUAUUGUU